AACAAGGAGCAAGGCGACGAAUAUUUUAUUCCGUGAGAUUGCGAAUUUGGGAUUCCAUCGAUAGCUGCAUUCGGAGCAUACCUGAUAGCAUUACCUAGGCAUUAAACGUCAAAAGUCAUGGGUCACAUAUAAUUGCAAGUUAAUUCGUUGCGCCCUGAAGUGAAAAUCCCGUGAAAAUGUCUAUAUCAAAGUUUCCAAAGUUUCAUAUGCCCGUAGAGAAAUUGGAUGUGCGCCAUGACACAAAGGUCAUUAAAAAUCUACUGAAGUUGGAGGGCAUCACGAAUUAUGAACCCGACGUUUUGGAUAAGCUGCUGAUGACCGGUUACGAUUUGAUCAAGGACGAAUUGUUGAAGCGCAAGCACCGUGAGGAUAUAGCGGAGGCCGUCGGAAAUAUUGACGAGCCUUUGUCUUCGGCUGCUGACUCCAAAGAUACAGCCUUCAAUCCUGCCAAUUAUUUCAGAGAUCCGAUGGAGAUCGAGUUGCUUGGCGCGUCGUCAACUGUUCACUCCGAGGAUAUGGAUAAUUCAUUUCUAAGCUCUUCGGCCUUGAUUUCUGUCCAACCUUUGAACGUUCUGAAGGAGAGUGAAGAUCUGGGCACGCCUUCAGAUUCUGACUCCGAGGACACGGAUAGUUCAGGUCCAAGCUCUUCGGACUUGAAUUCUGACGAACUUUUGAGCUCUCCCGAAUCAGAUACGAACACAGAUCAAAGCUCUUCGGCCUUGAAUUCUGACGAACUUUCGGGCUCUCCCGAAUCAGAUACGGACACAGAUCCAAGCUCUUCGGCCUUGAAUUCUGACGAACUUUCGGGCUCUCCCGAAUCAGAUACGGACACAGAUUCAAGCUCUUCGGCCUUGAAUUCUGACGAACUUUCGGGCUCUCCCGAAUCAGAUACGGACACAGAUCCAAGCUCUUCGGCCUUGAAUUCUGACGAACUUUCGGGCUCUCCCGAAUCAGAUACGGACACAGAUCCAAGCUCUUCGGCCUUGAAUUCUGACGAACUUUCGGGCUCUCCCGAAUCAGAUACGGACACAGAUCCAAGCUCUUCGGCCUUGAAUUCUGACGAACUUUCGGGCUCUCCCGAAUCAGAUACGGACACAGAUCCAAGCUCUUCGGCCUUGAAUUCUGACGAACUUUCGGGCUCUCCCGAAUCAGAUACGGACACAGAUCCAAGCUCUUCGGCCUUGAAUUCUGACGAACUUUCGGGCUCUCCCGAAUCAGAUACGGACACAGAUCCAAGCUCUUCGGCCUUGAAUUCUGACGAACUUUCGGGCUCUCCCGAAUCAGAUACGGACACAGAUCCAAGCUCUUCGGCCUUGAAUUCUGACGAACUUUCGGGCUCUCCCGAAUCAGAUACGGACACAGAUCCAAGCUCUUCGGCCUUGAAUUCUGACGAACUUUCGGGCUCUCCCGAAUCAGAUACGGACACAGAUCUAAGCUCUUCGGCCUUGAAUUCUGACGAACUUUCGGGCUCUCCCGAAUCAGAUACGGACACAGAAAGCCAGACAGAAAUACUGGGAGAGCAUGAUGAUUUGACUGAAACCACGUCGGAGUCUGACUCUUCUUAGCUAAAACCUUAGAUGCUAUCGAUCCAAUUUGACCUUAACAUUGUUUGCCAAUAAAUGCAGGUUUAAGAUAAUCAAUAAAUUGCUGCCACAAAAAAAUA
Molecule: messenger RNA, 1663 nt
Organism: Drosophila miranda
Lineage: Eukaryota; Metazoa; Arthropoda; Insecta; Diptera; Drosophilidae
Product: clumping factor A-like
Exons: 3
Coding region: 177-1565 (462 amino acids)
Source: RefSeq, a predicted model, not a curated record